AUGGGGUGUGAUUAUACGAGCAAUAUUCGCGGGAUUGGGCCGAAGAGUGCCUUGACCCUCAUUAAAAAAUAUGGUGACAUUGAACAUGUCCUCGAGAACAUUUCUAAGGGAAAGUACCAAGUCCCUCCCGAGUGGCUUCCCCGGAUCAAGGUACGCAAGCCGUCCUCCCUCCCUCCCUCUGCCCCUCCCUCGGUAUCGCCUGUGGAGGAGGGAGAUAAAGCCAUGCCCGGCGAUGAGAAUGCCUGCAAGACAGCAGAAGUGGAUUCGAAAGCGGGGAUGGAGGGAGAGAAGGAAGAAGGAAUAAAAGCGGCGGCGAUUGUGGCGCGAGAAGUUGCUCCCGAUGAGCCCGCGAAAUCCGUUGAGGGAGAAGUGAUGGAGGUAAAGGAAGAGGGAGAGGGG
Messenger RNA from Nannochloropsis gaditana CCMP526, 399 nucleotides. Its product is annotated as flap endonuclease-1. The transcript is spliced from 2 exons. The annotation marks the transcript as partial. The record is from RefSeq and is a predicted model, not a curated record.